Acanthochromis polyacanthus (spiny chromis) is the source of this 1001-nucleotide messenger RNA. Its product is annotated as bile salt-activated lipase-like. Gene Ontology annotation, cellular component: postsynaptic specialization membrane; cell surface; synapse. The transcript is spliced from 4 exons. The record is from RefSeq and is a predicted model, not a curated record. The coding region runs from base 1 to 813 and encodes 270 amino acids. Gene Ontology annotation, molecular function: neurexin family protein binding; triacylglycerol lipase activity; signaling receptor activity. NCBI's taxonomy places the organism in Eukaryota, Metazoa, Chordata, Actinopteri, Pomacentridae. Gene Ontology annotation, biological process: modulation of chemical synaptic transmission; synaptic vesicle endocytosis; postsynaptic membrane assembly.
AUGGAUCUCCUGGAACUCGCUCCGGUGGUUGACGGUGAUUUCAUUGCUGAUGAUCCCAGUUGGCUGUUCCACAACGCCGGUCAGCUCGACUACAUGGCCGGAGUCAACAGCAUGGACGGACACAUCUUCGCAGGAGUCGACGUUCCUUCCAUCAACAAGAGAAAUGUGCAGAAACAUGGCGAGGACACAGGUGUGCUCAGAUGGGCUAGCCUGUUUCCAGAUGUGCUAACAGCAGGUGUGUGUGUCCUCAGUGAGCAGGUGAAGGGUUUUCUGACUCGUUUGACCAAUGAAAAGGGAACCACUGCCGUGGAUUCGGCCUUCAACGUUUACUCUGCUCACUGGGGUUCAUAUCCCGAUCCAGCUGUGGUGAAGAAGACGGUAGCCGACAUCGAGACGGACUUCUUGUUCCUGGUUCCGACCCAGAUCGCCCUGCAGCUGCAUGCCAACAACACCAGCGGAGCCCGGACCUUCUCCUACCUGUUCAACAUGAAGACCAGGAUCCCUGGGUUCCCCAGUUGGGUGGAGGCCGAACAUGCCGAGGACCUGCAGUACCUGUUCGGUAAACCCUUCUCCACCCCGCUGGUCUACUUCCCCCGCCACCGAGACCUGGCCGGCUACAUGAUGGCCUACUGGACCAACUUCGCCAGGACCGGGAACCCUAACUCUGGUGAAAGCAAAGUUCCAGUUCCGUGGCCUGAAUUCACCAAAUACCACCGACCGUAUCUGACCAUCAACAGCAAGAUGGCCAUGUCCUCCGUCAGGUACUGGGUUCUACUGAGGUUCUAUUGUGGUUCUAAUGAGGUUCGACUGUAAUCUACUGUGAUCUACUGGGUUCCAUUGUGAUUCUACUGAGGUUCUAUUAUACUAUAUACUAAAUGUUCCUAUUCUGGUGGUCUUGCUGUUGUUCUAUAGUGUUCCACUGUGGUUCCAUUGUGGUUCUACUGUGUUCUGCUGCCCUCUACUGUGUUCUGUUGUCCUGCUAUAGUGUUCUACUGCAUAUU